Molecule: messenger RNA, 2295 nt
Organism: Rotaria sp. Silwood2
Lineage: Eukaryota; Metazoa; Rotifera; Eurotatoria; Philodinida; Philodinidae
Source: the annotation of a GenBank genome assembly
AUGGAUUCUCGAGGUCUUUAUCAGAAUACAAAUGAUUCUUAUCAUCAACAACAAGAAUAUGAUCAAACAGAACUUUAUGAAUAUAAUAAUGAACAAAAUUCAUCACGUAUACGUCUUGGUAAUUUAUUUGGUUCGACAUUAUUACAGAAACCACCUGAAGUAUUUCGACGUGCACCUAAUUUACUUGAUUCAUUACCAACAAAUGUAAAUCGUACAUUAUUAUUUGCAAAACUUUUUUAUUUUUGGUAUUUUGCCGCAUUUGGUUCGCUAUUUCCACUUAUGUCGAUCUAUUUUAAACAAAUGGGUAUGGGUCCGUCAUAUUGUGGUAUUCUCAUGGGCUUUCGACCAUUUGUUGAAUUUGUUUCGGCACCAUUUUGGAGUGUUGUAUCAACACGUUUUCGACAAGCAAAAAAUAUUUUACUUAUGGCAAUUCUAUCAUGGAUUAUUUUUACAGUUGCUAUUGGUCUUAUUAAACCACCUCCACAUUCAUGUUGGAGAGAAAUGAAUUCAACAUAUCAAAUUAUUGAACGUGUUGGUUAUUCUUCUAGUACAAUAGCACCAACAAUUAAAUUAAUUGUUAAACGACAAGUAACUAAAUUACCAAUAGUUUCAUUAAAUAAAACAAAAUAUAUAAUUAAUAAUCAAAAUCAUUUAAUAAAUUCAACUAUAUCAACAAAAAUAAUUUUAACAUCAUCAACUAGACGACGAAAAUCAACAAUUAAAACAACAACAUUAUCUUUAAAUUUAAUUGAAGAAGAUGAUGAUAUUGAAGAUAUCAAUGAAGAUUAUCCGAUUAAUGAAAAUAAUCGUUUAACAACACAAAAUAAUUAUAAACAACAAAUAAAUUCAAUGAAUUAUUUACCUAUUAAUAAACCAAAAAAUACUAUGGGUAAUCCAUUAUCAAUAACACAUACUAAUUUAUCAUUAGUUAAACCACUUGCAUCACCUAUACUCUAUGAUAAAAAAGAUGUUCGCAAUGUUUUUAUGGUUUUUUUACUUCUUAUUAUAGUUGGUGAAUAUUUUAGUGCACCAGCAAUUACAUUAGCUGAUGCUUGUACAUUAGCUUAUUUAGGUCAAGAUACGGAAUUAUAUGGACGUCAACGUAUGUUUGGCAGUUUAGGUUGGGGUUUAGCUAUAUUUAUUGUUGCUACUAUUCUUGAUCAAUCCAAAUCACUUACAUUUCAUGCUUGUGGUACAAGUGGACCACUCGAAAAAAAUUAUACAGUUUGUUUUGCAGCAUUUAGUGUUUGUAUGACAUUUGCAUUAAUAACUGCAACACGUUUUGAAUUUUCUUAUGAUAACAAUGAACAAUUACCAUUACGUUCAUUAAAUGAUGAUUUAAAAAGGAAGGUUUGUUCAACAACAAUACCUAAACAUGUUUAUACAAACAAAUAUGAUGAACAAGAAACAAAUGUUAAUUCAAUUAAACAAGAGCAAUAUGUUACUUCAAAUACACUUAAAUUAAUGCAAAUUAUUCAAAUAUUUAUGUCAUUUAAAAAUGGUACAUUUCUUUUUAUAGCAUGGUGGAUGGGAUGUGGUGUUGGUCUUGUAUUUACAUUUCUUUUUUGGCAUUUACAAGAUCUUGGUGGAUCACCUACACUUUUUGGUGUUGCUUCAGUUAUAAAUCAUACGAGUGAAUUAUUUGCUUAUUUUUUCUUACAUGAACUUAUUCAUCGUCUUGGUCAUAUAAAAAUCCUUUUUUUGGGUUUAUUAGGAAAUUUUAUUCGUUUUUUUUAUAUAUCAAUUAUAACAAAUCCAUGGUGGGUUUUACCAUUUGAAUUUAUACAAGGACUUACACAUGCUGCUGUAUGGGCAACAGCUUGUUCAUAUUUAUCUCAAACAACACCAGAAAAUUUACGAAUAUCUUGUCAAGGUGUUCUUCAAGGUUUUCAUUUUGGUUUUGGACGAGGUUGUGGAGCUUUAUUUGGUGGUUUUUUUGCUUCGUAUUUCGGUACCGAUAUAACAUUUCGUGUUUAUGGAAUAAUAUCUUUAAUUUUCAUGGGUAUUUUUAUUUAUCUUAAUCGACGUCAUCAACAACAACAAUUAAUAAUAAGUGGUCAACGUACAAGUUUAAAUGUUGACGAUUCACAUCAAUUUAUUGGUAAUUCUCCACUCCUUGCUCCACAUGGUGCACCAGCUAAUCCAAAAUGGCAAACGAAAUUUUCUUCUGGUCUAACAGCAGGUAUUAAACAAGAUCAAUUAUAUUCAUCUCCAAUUAUAGCAGUAAAACCGUUUAAUAAUCCAACAGCAACAACAACAGACACUAAUUAUAAUAAUUAUCAUCAUGGUUAUUGA